This is a messenger RNA of Exophiala dermatitidis NIH/UT8656, 3558 nucleotides long. Its product is annotated as F-box and leucine-rich repeat protein GRR1. Gene Ontology annotation, molecular function: metalloexopeptidase activity. The transcript has a single exon. Lineage: Eukaryota; Fungi; Ascomycota; Eurotiomycetes; Chaetothyriales; Herpotrichiellaceae. Gene Ontology annotation, biological process: proteolysis. Bases 208 to 3156 code for a protein of 982 amino acids. The record is from RefSeq and is a predicted model, not a curated record.
CACAGCUCGAGGCUGCAGCUCGCUUCCGUCGUCGACGCGCAGCUCCAUCAUCGACUCGAUGCGGGGACCAUUUUAUGAUCUUGACGGAUCAACACCAACAUCGACCUGCUUUCCGCCUCACCACGCACCGCACUGGGGAUCGUCUACCCCCUGAUCUCAUUCCUUCCCUUUCCCCUAUGACUUAGCACCGGUGUCUUAUUCUUUGCAAUGGCAAGGUUGUCCAAUCCCUUCGCAUUCACUCGCUGGCCGGUCACCAUCAUCGUCAGCAUCGUCUACCUUGCCGUGCUUGCUACUCUCCUCGUCAUACACACAGGUGUUCCAUCUCCUCCCAGAUCAGCAGCCCCCAUCCAUGGCGUCAACCUAACAGAGGCGUGGCACGAUCUGCAGCUGCUCACCUCAUCCUACCACCCCUACAACAGCCACCGCAAUGAUCGAGUCCAUGCAUGGCUGCUUGAGCGCAUCACAGCCAUCUUGAAAGACAAUUCAGUUGCUCCGGUCGACGCUACCGACACCCCUGCGGCAUACGUCUUCGACGAUACCACCUCGAAUUUGACGUACUCUUCAGGCGGUGGGGCAGUCUCUUCCGCAGGGAUCAGUGUCUAUUUCGAGGGCAGCAAUCUUAUCGUAUACAUCCCAGGCACAGAAGAUGAUACAAAGAAAUGGUGGGAGGAUUCCAAUGGAAAACCAUCCAAGAGAAACGCCGUCUUGGUCAACGCCCAUUAUGAUAGUGUCUCUACUGGUUUCGGCGCAACCGACGAUGGCGUCGGCGUCAUUUCCAUUCUGCAGCUGAUCAAAUAUUUCAGCACCCCUGGGAACAAACCACAGAAUGGAGUGGUACUCCUCCUGAACAAUGGGGAAGAAGACUUCUUGAACGGCGCCAGUGUGUUCGGUCAACACCCUAUCUCCCGCGUGGUCAGCACAUUCUUAAACCUCGAGGGUGCCGGUGCUGGCGGUCGAGCAGCCUUGUUCAGGAGUACAGACGAUGCUGUAACGAGGGCAUAUGCCCAUUCAAAGUAUCCUUUUGGAUCAUCUGCCUCUGCCGAUGGGUUCAACAAAGGCCUCGUUCGCAGUCAAACGGACUACGUCAUAUUCAACGGCAAGCUGGGCUACCGUGGAUUGGACGUUGCUUUUAUCGGACCGAGGGCGCGCUACCACACCGACCAGGACGAUGCGAGACAUACGGGCAAAGCUUCAUUGUGGCACAUGCUUUCUGCAGCCGUCGCUACGACCGAGGCCUUGACUACCGCCUCUUUGACGACAAAUCUGCAACCAGGCAACACACCAGGAAGCCCUGCCUUGUGGUUCGACGUCUUUGGUCGCGCUUUUGCCGUAUUGAAGGCACACACCUUUUUCGCCCUGUCUGUUACUCUCCUGGUGGUUGGACCUAUACUGCUACUUGCUACCCUAGCGUUGUUAUACCGGGUGGACAAGUUCUAUCUUUGGUCAGCGUCCCGGCCUUAUCAUACGCCCGACAAUGACGACGAGAUACGGCUGUAUGGUUGGCGUGGAUUCUUCCGGUUUCCCUUGAUUUUUCUGGUGGCUUGUGCCACUCCAAUCGCCCUUGCAUUUCUCCUGGCCAAGGAAAACCAAUACAUUGCGCAUAGUAGUGAAUGGGCAGUGUGGAGCAUGAUGAUUUCGUCGUUCGUCUUUGUGGCAUGGUUCUUUUGCCGCGCAGCCGACUUCAGCCGCCCUUCCUCGCUCACUCGGGCCUAUGGUCUCUCCUGGAUGUGGGCUGGCUGGUGGUCGCUCUUGGUGGUUGCCACCGUCUUUGAGGAACAGUUCCACUUGGUUGGUACAUAUUUCGUCCUCAUCUACGCAGCCUCUGUAUGGCUUGCCACGUGGCUUUCCUACCUAGAGCUUUUCUCUCUUCCGAAAAAGUCCACUUACUGCCGCGGCAAGUUUGGAGACGACUAUCUAUCAUCGCGGUCGCGAAGUAAUUCGAGGCCCCCGGCACAAGCGUCCGCUUCCGGGCAGGAAGAUAAUGGCGAGGAGGCCGCAGAUGAAGACGAUGAGCCUACGGAAAGAUCCAGUCUUCUGCGAAGUCGCGGCCGCUCAACAUUCAAGGGAUAUCAAGCAGAGUCAGAUCAGCAGAGCACUGUUGUUUCUGUCAAAGAUGAAAAAGACACCAGUUAUGAAGAGCAAGAAUGGAGUAAGUCGCAGUGGACCUGGUUGUGGAUCAUCCAGAUGAUUAUUCUGGUGCCCAUCAACCUCAUUAUCGUGGCCCAGUUCGCGCUCCUGAUGACGGAGGCCUUACACCAGACGGGCCAAGACGGCAGUUCGAUGUUGAUGGUGUACGCCAUGAUUGCUGCCUGUACGAUAUUGCUUUUCAGCCCGAUGGUGCCGAUUCUACACCGAUUCACCUGGCACAUACCGAUCUUCCUCCUUUUGGUCCUGGUCGCGACCACCAUUUACAACUUGAUCGCCUUCCCCUUCAGCCCUGAGAAUCGAGUGAAACUGUUUUUCCAGCAACAGGUUGAUCUCGAGGGCGGUAACAACACGGUGUCAUUGCAAGGCGUCACGCCUUACUUGCGACAGGCUAUUGCCAGCCUACCCAGUAGUGCGGGACAAGAGCUGGCAUGCGUCAAGACUGAGUUGUCGGACCGGUUAGAGAAAUGCUCAUGGACGGGAAUCCCGCCCAACGUUGGCAACCCAUUCUCCAGAACACCGCCGGAGCAACAAUACAAAGGCUGGCUGAGCUUCAACGUCACCCGUCUCAAUGGCAGUGACAGUGAGAAUAAGGCGCGCUUUGUGCUGUACGGCAAGAACACCAGAGCAUGCAGAAUCUACUUCGAUUCUCCCAUUAGUGCCUUCCAAGUCGAGGGCCAGGCACCGCGGGACAAACGCUUUAUUCCUGUGCCGGACGGCGGAAGUCGGGAAAUCCGUCUGUGGUCGAGAACAUGGGAUCGCGCUUGGACGGUCGAUGUUUCAUGGGAUGAUCCUUCUGCAGGAGACGAUUCGGAGGAAGAGAUGGAUGCCAGCCCGAAGAAACAUUCAAUCACCCCUCUGCAUGGCAAGGUCGCGUGUGAAUGGAGCGAUGCCAAUCAGGUUGGCGUGAUCCCCGCCUUCGAUGAGGCUAUGCAUUAUGUUCCGGACUGGGUGGCUAUUUCGAAGAUGGCAGAUGGCUUGGUGGAAGGAUACAAGAAAUUCCAGAUUUGAUGACGCGGAAGAGGGAGAUUCUCAGAAGCAAAACACAAAUGGGGAUCUAAUGGACGAACGCGUUUAAUUGGCACACUUGUAUUGGAGUCAUGCAUUUCAUCGGCCUAGGCAUGUUCCUCGAUUAGAGGACGAGGUUCUUGGAGCAGUCGUGUGUUCGGCAGUGCGUAUUGUAUUGAGCACACGCACGCGCGUACUAAUAUCGUGACUCGUGGUUGUCAGGAGUUAGAGAGAGAAUGAAUGCGGCACGAUACCUGCCUUGCCUUGCCUAACCUACAUGCAUGUUACUGGUACUCACUCGUACACGACCAAAACUAUUCGUUCUUCCAAUCCGCCCCUGUCUCAAUAGGCGGGAUUACGUCCGCUCCCUGUCUACAACACCAGGACUCCUUAUGUGUUGGUUGC